AUGGAAUCGACAUUGUACCCCAGGAACAGCCUCGAGAGAGAUUCGCCCUUCCGCUCAGAGGAAUCACAACCCGUCGAGCUUGACGAGGAGGACCUCCUCCUGCAAAAGCUGCGGGCGGAGAAGGAGGCCAAAAAGACAAAACUGUGGGCGGAAUGGGCGCGAGCACUAAGAAUACCCAGGUUCGAUGCGGCCACCGACAAGGACGGCUACAUCACAUAUGGCAAGCUGACAAAGAAGCUGUCGGAGCUCGAGGUGGUCAUCGAGCUGUUCUUUCGCAAAUUCAACCCCGUCCAGGACAGGUUCGUUGAGGCCACAUCCGACAGGCCCGUCACCGGUAACCUGGCGGAGCUCUCGACGGCUCUCGAUAAGCUCGAGCAGGCGAUCGGGGCCCGUGAGGUCGCCAGGCAUGCGCUCAAAGGUAUGGCACUCGAUGCCAAGAAAAAGAGCAAAGGCUGGACCAAAAAGACGGUCGCCGAGAGCAAAAGGCAGCGACAGCUGCUUGUGUUUUACAAGGACAUCGUUGCUAAGGUCAACGAGAUUCCCACUAAGAUGAAGCGCAUUGAGAAAGAAGUCGAUGCUGCGAUCCGGCUGCUCCGGGAAGAACCGACCAGCUGA
Messenger RNA from Pyricularia pennisetigena, 615 nucleotides. RefSeq lists its product as uncharacterized. The record is from RefSeq and is a predicted model, not a curated record. Lineage: Eukaryota; Fungi; Ascomycota; Sordariomycetes; Magnaporthales; Pyriculariaceae. The transcript has a single exon. Bases 1 to 615 code for a protein of 204 amino acids.